This is a messenger RNA of Zingiber officinale, 507 nucleotides long. RefSeq lists its product as uncharacterized. The transcript has 2 exons. Bases 1 to 507 code for a protein of 168 amino acids. The record is from RefSeq and is a predicted model, not a curated record. Lineage: Eukaryota; Viridiplantae; Streptophyta; Magnoliopsida; Zingiberales; Zingiberaceae.
AUGAAACCUCCGAGCACGCUGGCUGACAACCAUCUGGAGAUGUCCACUGGGCGGCUUGCCCAAGUGGAGGAUGAGCUGAAGAGGCUCAAAAUUUUCGGGGAGGCCUCCUCGUCCCAAGGACCGCCGGCCGCCCGUCUGAAGGCCAAGCUAAAGAGGGCUCAACUACUCCUGGCGACGGAGCAGCAAAAAUUGGCCGAGCAGGCCAGUAGGCUGGGCCAGAUCGAGGCACAGCUAAAGACUUACAAUCGAAAAUUCAAUCUGGCUUCCACAAGGAAACUAUGGGCCAUCGUCGAUCUGGAGGAAAAAAAUAAGGAGGCCCGGCAGCUGGCCGAGGAUCUGAAGAAGGCGGAGGACUUCCUGGUGGUCGAACGGGAGAGUCGUUCGGCUAGGGAGGUUGAACUUCAAGGCCAAGUGAAGCGCCUUGAAGAGGAGUUAAAGGCUUCGUGUGCCACCCUGAAAACCUAUCAGGAGGCCGAGCCGGGUCGCAUUGCUGUCUUAAAGCAAUAA